This is a messenger RNA of Colletes gigas, 1438 nucleotides long. RefSeq names its product leucine-rich repeat-containing protein 59. Bases 299 to 1288 code for a protein of 329 amino acids. The record is from RefSeq and is a predicted model, not a curated record. NCBI's taxonomy places the organism in Eukaryota, Metazoa, Arthropoda, Insecta, Hymenoptera, Colletidae. The transcript is spliced from 6 exons. Gene Ontology annotation, molecular function: protein binding.
CAACAGAAGGCGUGAAUGUCGUCACUGACGUGUCAGUUUAGUAUUAGUUUUCAUCGGUCUCCAUGUGCCACAUGCAUUUAACUUCCGUUAAACGUUUUCAUUCUGUUGGCGGAUGAAACUUUGUAUCGUUCCGAUGCGUCGAGAUCAAGAAAUAUCUAAUCGUUCCGUCAGCUAGUAUUACUUUUAUUCGAUUGUACAGUAAUAUUAUGCUUUCCACCAAAAGGUGUUGCCACAAAAAUCCACGAACAACGCGAGAAUUCACAGUUUCUAUUUAGUGUAAUACUUCUUCAUCGUCAAAAUGAAAUUGAAUUUGAAGAAUAUUAAGGACAGACUGAAAGAUGAAACGCUGGAUCUUAGCUUAUGCGACCUGAAAGAAGUGCCUGUUCGAGAAAUCGCAGUUGUUAAAAAGGCAGCACAUUUGGAUUUAUCGAAUAAUCUGUUAGUUUCUUUGCCUAUUACUUUUGUCAAUCUUAAGCAGAUAGUUAAGCUAGAUCUUAGUAGAAAUAUGUUAACAGAAAUUCCUGAAAAUUUUGGGGAAUUGAGGCAGUUGAGGUAUUUGGAUCUCUAUGAAAAUCAGAUAAGCAGAUUACCACUCAGUUUGAGCGAAUUAAAGAACUUAAGAUGGUUAGAUUUAAAGGAGAAUCCUUUAACUUCUGCUGUGGCCAGUGUUGCCGGUCCUUGCAGUAAUUUAAGCGAAUGUCAAGCUUGCGCUCGUAACGUCGUUUCGUAUUUAUCGCGCGUCAAGCUUACUAUAGAAGAAGAAAAAUUACGAAGAUUAAAUGCUGCUAAAACGGAAGCGGAAACGGAUACAGCAUUGCCGAAAAAGAGCGGAAAAAAGAAAAAGAAAAAACAAGUCGAAAAGGAUAACAAACAAAAUGCAGAUAAAAAUGGAUCUUGCUCCUUGAGCGAGGAACUACGACUCGAUAAAAACGAAGUGGAUACUUCGACGUCGGUGCAGAAACAAAAGUACACGAACAAGGAACGCGCGUCGAAAGGCAACGCAUGUCGGUCCUUCCUGUCUGCGAUUCUAUGGCUGUUUCUUCUCACCUUAGCAUUCACGCUAUUAAUUGUCAUUUCUCCAAUGUAUUCCGAACAGUUUGGAUUCUUCGUAAAUUACGUAGAACAGAACACAGGUAUACCUUUGAAAGCAUUUCAGGAGCAGAGUAUCGAUACGCUCCAAUCCUCCCUACGGAUUGGAACUACGUGGACCAGAAGCAUUUACGACGAUUUAUAUUACACGUACGAAAAGAAUUUUAAAAAGGAUGCGGGCGUCCCGGCCAGCGAAUAGUUAUAAGUAUAUAAAAACUUAAAAAGUUCUCGGGUUCGUUAAUACCGACGUCACGAUCAAACUUAACGCAAUCGUUUCGUACCAUGUAAUUCUCAUUAAAAAAUAAAAUUUGUCGAUGUUGGAAGUCUAACAGAUUUUUAAAUUUAAUGA